AUGGCCUUAGCUAAAUCUCUUCUUCGAGUAGUCAAAAUUGAGGAACAGAAUAUUCUCAUAAAUAAAGAACGGUUCCGAACAAGCCCCAAGAACGAUGUUCCUCGAGUUGAACGGGCACUUCACAUCCAACCCUUUUUAGGUAACACGCAGGAUAAACGUUUGAAAUUUAAGGAUAGCCUUCAACCUGGGAAGAUGGAGGUAGUGUGGUGUGUAAUGAAUCGGCCCAUCCAUAGAAGCAUUUGCUGCACUCUUGUUGCACUUGGUGGUGGUUACUGA
Messenger RNA from Acaulospora morrowiae, 276 nucleotides. NCBI's taxonomy places the organism in Eukaryota, Fungi, Glomeromycota, Glomeromycetes, Diversisporales, Acaulosporaceae. The record is from the annotation of a GenBank genome assembly.